This is a messenger RNA of Actinia tenebrosa (Australian red waratah sea anemone), 391 nucleotides long. RefSeq names its product E3 ubiquitin-protein ligase TRIM38. Gene Ontology annotation, biological process: positive regulation of transcription by RNA polymerase II; double-strand break repair via homologous recombination. Gene Ontology annotation, cellular component: BRCA1-A complex; BRCA1-BARD1 complex. The record is from RefSeq and is a predicted model, not a curated record. NCBI's taxonomy places the organism in Eukaryota, Metazoa, Cnidaria, Anthozoa, Actiniaria, Actiniidae. Gene Ontology annotation, molecular function: metal ion binding; ubiquitin-protein transferase activity.
UUUGAAACAGAAAGCUGAAAAAGCUGAAAUACUUCGGCAAUAUAAUGAGUAUAGAGAAGACUAAACAAGACGUAAAUAGCAUUAAUAAAUCUGUAAUGGAAAUACAGAAGCAUCUAGAAUGCUCUAUAUGCUUGGAAAUGCUGAGUAAUCCCUAUUCUACAAAAUGCAACCAUCAGUUUUGUUGGGAAUGUAUAAACAAUUUCAUCCAAAGAUGCGGCAAGAAAUCUACCAACAAGUGGUUCUGUCCUCUUUGUAAGAGUUCAGUCUCUCGUCGAAGCCUGACUGCUAAUCCUAAACUUGCGGAAAUCAUUAAUGCAGUUCACGGCUUAAAAAAUGCUAUCGUUGCAGACACAGAAUGUACUCAAGAUGAUACUAGGUAAACCUAAAAAAA